GGAUUGGCGGAGCGUUUCGGCGGGCCCGGCGGAGGUUUGAAACGCGCAGCGCCGUUACCGGCCGCCAUCGCUCCGCUCAGCGCCCCGCCGCCAUGGAGCUCCUGGACUCCCCGGCGCCGCUCCGACCCCUGCAGGACAACCCCCGCCUGCUCGCGGCCGAUGGCGCCCAGAAGCGGCUCUCCGUGGAGCGCAUCUACCAGAAGAAGUCGCAGCUGGAGCACAUCCUGCUGCGGCCCGACACCUACAUCGGAUCCGUGGAGACCGUCACGCAGCAAAUGUGGGUGUUCGACGAGGAGCUGGGCCUCAACUGCAGGGACGUGACCUUCGUGCCCGGCCUGUACAAGAUCUUCGACGAGAUCCUGGUCAAUGCUGCGGACAACAAGCAGAGGGAUAAAAGCAUGUCCUGCAUCAAAGUUACAAUCGAUCCAGAGAAUAACACCAUCAGCGUGUGGAACAAUGGGAAAGGCAUUCCAGUGGUUGAACACAAAGUGGAGAAGGUCUAUGUGCCAGCACUCAUCUUUGGUCAGCUGCUGACAUCCAGCAACUACGAUGAUGAUGAAAAGAAAGUCACAGGUGGGCGAAAUGGUUAUGGAGCCAAACUGUGCAACAUAUUCAGCACCAAAUUUACUGUGGAGACAGCGUGUCGUGAAUACAAGAAGUUGUUCAAGCAGACCUGGACAGACAACAUGGGGAAGGCCGGUGAGAUGAAGCUGAAGCAUUUUGAUGGAGAAGAUUACACGUGUGUCACUUUCCAACCUGAUCUGUCCAAAUUCAAAAUGACGACUCUCGACAAGGACAUCGUGGCUCUGAUGUCCCGAAGGGCCUAUGAUAUUGCUGGAUCCACAAAGGAUGUCAAAGUUUUCCUGAAUGGGAAGAGGCUGCCCGUGAAAGGCUUCCGCAGUUACGUGGACCUCUAUCUGAAGGACAAAGUGGAUGAGACUGGAAAUGCACUUAAGGUCAUUCAUGAGGAAGUGAAUUCCAGGUGGGAAGUGUGCUUGACUUUAAGUGAAAAAGGCUUCCAGCAAGUUAGCUUUGUCAACAGCAUUGCCACCACAAAGGUAAUUCUCUCGCUCCUGUGGUCGUGUUCACUUCACACUCUUCAUUUCUGGCCCUGUUUUGUUCCCCUGGAGCCACCUGGAGCUCUUUGGUCCGUUCUCCCGCAGGGUGGCAGGCACGUCGAUUACGUAGCUGACCAGAUUGUGACGAAACUCAUUGAUGUUGUGAAAAAGAAGAACAAAAACGGAGUUGGAGUGAAACCAUUUCAGGUGAAGAACCACAUGUGGAUCUUUGUGAAUUCCUUGAUUGAAAAUCCAACCUUCGACUCUCAGACUAAAGAGAACAUGACUCUGCAGGCUAAGAGCUUUGGCUCAACGUGUAAACUGAGUGAGAAAUUUAUCAAGGGUGCAGUUGGCUGUGGCAUUGUUGAAAGUAUCCUAAACUGGGUAAAAUUUAAAGCUCAGACCCAGCUGAAUAAGAAGUGUUCAGCUGUGAAGCACACCAAGAUUAAGGGCGUUCCUAAACUGGAUGAUGCCAAUGAUGCUGGCAGCAAGAAUUCAAUAGAUUGUACGCUCAUCCUGACCGAGGGAGACUCAGCCAAAACGCUGGCUGUCUCUGGGUUAGGAGUGGUUGGUAGAGACAAAUACGGAGUGUUUCCCCUCCGUGGGAAAAUGCUCAACGUCAGGGAAGCUUCUCAUAAGCAGAUAAUGGAAAAUGCUGAAAUCAACAACAUCAUCAAGAUUGUGGGUUUACAGUAUAAGAAGAAUUAUGAAGAUCGAGAGUCUUUAAAGAGUCUUCGCUAUGGGAAGAUCAUGAUCAUGACAGAUCAGGAUCAAGAUGGAUCUCAUAUCAAAGGUUUGCUGAUUAACUUCAUCCAUCACAACUGGCCUUCUCUUCUGAGACACAACUUCUUGGAGGAAUUUAUUACCCCCAUCAUUAAGGCCUCCAAAAACAAAGAAGAAAUUGCGUUCUAUAGCAUCCCUGAGUUUGAGGAAUGGAAAAACAGUACACAGAACUACAACUCGUGGAAAAUCAAGUACUACAAAGGUUUGGGUACCAGCACAUCGAAGGAGGCUAAGGAAUACUUUGCAGAUAUGGCUAGGCAUCGAAUUGGCUUCAAGUACUCUGGUCCUGAAGAUGAUGCUGCCAUCACCCUGGCCUUUAGUAAGAAGAAGGUAGAAGAGCGAAAGGAAUGGCUGACCAACUUCAUGGAGGAUCGAAGGCAGCGGAAGCUGCAAGGCCUGCCGGAGGACUAUCUGUAUGGGAAGGACACGAAUUACCUGACGUACAACGACUUCAUCAACAAGGAGCUGGUCCUGUUCUCAAACUCAGAUAAUGAAAGAUCCAUCCCAUCUCUGGUUGAUGGUUUGAAGCCAGGCCAGAGGAAAGUUCUGUUCACGUGCUUCAAAAGAAACGACAAACGGGAGGUGAAGGUGGCUCAGCUGGCUGGCUCUGUAGCUGAGAUGUCCUCGUACCACCAUGGCGAGGCAUCGCUGAUGAUGACGAUCAUAAACCUCGCUCAGAACUUUGUGGGCAGUAACAACCUGAACCUGCUGCAGCCCAUCGGCCAGUUUGGCACAAGGCUGCACGGUGGGAAGGACUCUGCGAGCCCUCGAUACAUCUUCACCAUGCUGAGCCCGCUGGCACGGCUGCUGUUCCCACCGGUGGAUGACAACGUCCUCAGGUUCCUCUACGAUGACAACCAGCGUGUGGAGCCGGAGUGGUACAUGCCCAUCAUCCCCAUGGUGCUGAUAAACGGGGCAGAAGGGAUCGGCACCGGCUGGUCCUGUAAGAUCCCCAACUUUGACAUCAGGGAGACUGUGAACAACAUCCGUCGUCUGCUGGAUGGGAACGAGCCGCUGCCGAUGCUUCCCAGCUACAAGAAUUUCAAAGGCACAAUAGAUGAGCUGGGACCUAACCAGUAUGUGAUAAGUGGUGAAGUGUCUAUCCUUGAUUCCACGACCAUUGAAAUCACUGAGCUGCCUGUCAGAACGUGGACACAGACCUACAAAGAGCAAGUCCUGGAGCCGAUGCUAAACGGGACUGAGAAGACCCCCCCACUGAUCACAGACUAUAAGGAAUACCACACUGACACCACAGUGAAGUUUGUAGUGAAGAUGAGUGAGGAGAAGCUAGCUGAAGCUGAAGCAGUGGGGUUGCAUAAGGUCUUCAAACUCCAAACAAACCUAACAUGCAACUCUAUGGUUCUCUUUGACCACGUGGGCUUUCUCAAGAAGUACGAGUCUCCCCAGGACAUCCUGAAGGAGUUCUUUGAGCUCAGGCUGCGUUACUACGGGUUGAGGAAGGAGUGGCUCCUUGGGAUGCUGGGAGCGGAGUCUGCGAAGCUGAGCAGCCAGGCUCGAUUCAUCCUGGAGAAAAUAGAUGGCAAAAUUGUGAUUGAAAACAAGCCCAAGAAGGAACUGAUUCAGGUUCUUAUCCAAAGAGGAUACGAAUCGGAUCCAGUGAAGGCCUGGAAGGAACUGCAAAACAAGGAGGAGGAAGAAGAAGGAGAUGAGAGUGACAAAGAAUCAGCUGCAGCUACUGGGCCGGAUUUCAACUAUCUUCUCAACAUGCCCCUCUGGUACCUGACCAAGGAGAAGAAAGAUGAGCUCUGCAAGCAGAGAGAUAACAAAGAAAAGGAGCUGGAAGACUUGAAGUGCAAGAGCUCCUCUGACCUGUGGAAGGAAGAUCUUGCUGCCUUUGUUGAAGAGCUUGAUGCAGUGGAAGCCAAGCAAAUGCAGGAUGAAAUGGCAGGGAUAACUGGCAAACCUUUAAAGGCAAAAGGAGGGAAACAAGGAGGGAAGCAGAAGGUGACAAAGGCGCAGCUGACAGAAGUGAUGCCUUCACCUCAUGGCAUCAGGGUUGUUCCUCAGAUCACUGCAGAAAUGAAGGCGGAGGCAGAGAAGAGAACUAAAAGGAAGAUCAAGAGUGAGAAAAACGAAUCUGAUGAGAAACAAGAAGGAAACUCAUCUGGGGAUAAAGAGCCCUCAAGCCUUAAGCAGCGAUUAGCACAGAAGCGUAAAGCCGAGCAAGGCCCCCAGAAGCAGAGCACUCUGCCCUUCAAACCUGUGAAGAAAAUGAAGCGCAACCCCUGGUCGGACUCAGGCUCUGACUCAGAGUCGGGUGACUUUGAGGCGCCUUCCAAACGGGAGCGAGUGCUGCGCCAGGCGGCAGCCAAAAUCAAACCCAUGGUCAAUUCAGACUCGGAUGCAGAUCUUAACAGCUCAGAUGAGGAGUCUGAGUAUCAGGGGAGCGGCGGAAGCGACAGUGACUCAGACACAGACUGGAAAAAGAAGCCUCCCAAGCCCAAAGCUGCCCCAAAGGAAACCACAGAGAAAAAAGCUAAAGCUCCCAAGGAGAAGCCGCUGCCAGAUGCUGUCCCUGUUCGAGCCCAAGAUGUCGCUCCUGGAAGCGUGAGUCAGGAUCCUGCAGCUCCUCCUGUCCCCGUGCCUCGCACUCAGGCCGUGCCAAAGAAGCCUGCAGCAGCUAAGAAGGGCAGCACUGCCAAGGAUAACCAGCCGUCCAUCGUGGAUAUGCUCACCAAGAAGAAGGCGGCACCAAAGCCCCCAAGGGCAGCACUGAGGGAGGAGCUCCCACCUCCCAUAGCCGCAGCCAAGAAGCCCGGUGCCCCCAGGGGGCGGAAGGCCGCCAAGAGGCUGUCGAGUUCUUCUGAUUCAGACUCGGAUUUCGGCUCAAAGCCUUCCAGAUCUGUCGCAGGAAAGAAACCCAGGCAGGACGUCGAUGACCUGAGUGCAGGCGGCCCUGCGGCAGCAGCGCCCCGCAGCCGGCCUGGGCGCCUCAAGAAGCCCGUCCAGUACCUGGAGUCCUCUGACGAGGAGGACGUGUUCUGAGUUUUUAUCACCUUUUAAAGCGUUGGGCCACGGACUGGCAGUGAGCAGAGCUCGGGACAGAGCUCCUGCAGCCAAGGAACCCGCAUCUCAGAGUAGGAAUCUUUGUUAAUUUAACUUCAAAAGUGUUGGAUGCGAGUGAAUACAGAACAUUUUUCUAGGUUUAGGAUAAUUCAGAGUUGUUUAUGAACAGGAGCACCUGCUGCCUUUUCUCCCAGCCGGUGCUGACGUGUUUCCCUUCUCCCCGCUGGAGGCCCUGGUAAAUCUUCUGACUCGUUACAGUCAUUUUAAUGGCAAGACACAUUUGUGUAUCUUAAGUCCUAUAAGUUAUACAGAUGUUCCCCUUUUUAGAUACCUUUAAAAUAAUAAAAUAUUUUAGCUUUUAACUCCACAACCAGA
Molecule: messenger RNA, 5243 nt
Organism: Tympanuchus pallidicinctus (lesser prairie-chicken)
Lineage: Eukaryota; Metazoa; Chordata; Aves; Galliformes; Phasianidae
Gene: TOP2A
Product: DNA topoisomerase II alpha
Exons: 34
Coding region: 93-4847 (1584 amino acids)
Biological process (GO): DNA topological change; resolution of meiotic recombination intermediates; sister chromatid segregation
Cellular component (GO): nucleus
Molecular function (GO): DNA topoisomerase type II (double strand cut, ATP-hydrolyzing) activity; ATP binding; DNA binding
Source: RefSeq, a predicted model, not a curated record